Molecule: messenger RNA, 1353 nt
Organism: Striga hermonthica
Lineage: Eukaryota; Viridiplantae; Streptophyta; Magnoliopsida; Lamiales; Orobanchaceae
Source: the annotation of a GenBank genome assembly
AUGGAUCGGGUGGAGGAGUUUUUGUCGAAACUGAAGGAAUCUGGAGUUGCCCUGACCGAGGUCAUCUUCAAUACCGUGGUGAAUGGCCACUGCAGAGCAGGAAAUGUCGAGAAAGCUCUCUUGACUAUCGAGAGAAUGGAAAGAGAGUGUGUGGGGCCCAGCUGCAUCUCAUACAAUAUGGUGAUCGGAAAAUUCUGUGAACUGGGUCAGAUGGACAGCGCGGACGAGUGGGUCGGGAAAAUGAAGGCGAAGGGCAUUGGACCAAACCUGCAGACGUAUAAUAUCCUUAUGGCCGGCUACGGUCGAAAUUGCCAGUUUGAGGAGUGUUUGCAGAAUCUUCACGAGAUGGAAACCAAUGGUUUGAAGCCCAAUGUCGUCACUUAUGGGUCGUUGAUAAAUGGCUUCUGCAAGAAGGGGCGUCUUAUAGAAGCCGAGGUUAUCUUCAACGACAUGUUGACGAGAGGCGUGCUCUCGAAUGCCCAAGUGUACAACAUGCUCAUACAUGGUUUCUGCUCAGUAGGAAAAAUUGAUGAUGCCUUUAGGGUCUUUAAAGAGAUGUUAAAUAAUAAAGUACUUCCGACCAUUGUGACGUACAAUGCACUCGUGAAGGGGCAGUGCAAUAAAAACAGGCUCUCACAGGCUGAAGAAUUAGCCUUUAGUGUUUCCAAGAAAGGCUUGAGUCCUGAUGCCAUCACUUUCAAUACCUUGAUCUCCGGAUACUCAACCGCAGGUGACCUAGUCAAGUGUUUGGAAUUGUACGAGAAGAUGAAAAUCUUGGGCAUGAAGCCCACGCUGAGCACCUACCAUCCGCUGAUAAGUGUGAGCAAAAAGGACAGGUUGGACCUCGUCGAGAAAUUUGCUCAAGAUAUAUCGAAGUUCAAUUUGUCCCCUGACCGAGUUUUAUACAACCAGCUCGUACAGUGCUACGUACAUCACGGGUACAUUCAUAGAGCUAACCACUUGUGCCACGAGAUGUUGGGUGCGGGCAUUCGUCUGGACAAGAUGACUUACAACAGCUUGAUUACCGGAUGCUUGAAGAAAGGGAAUAUAGGGGCAGCUAGGGAUCUUUUUGAUGGCAUGAUUUCCAGAGGGAUUGCACCCAAUGACGAGACUUUCAACACGUUGAUCGAGGGGUACUGCAAGUUGAGGGAUUUUGACGGGGCUUACAUGUGGUACGAGAAGAUGUUGGGAACUGGGCUUCUGCCACGAGCCUCGAUUUGCAGCAUGCUUCUUUGCGGGCUGAGAGAGGAAGGUAUGUUGGAGCAGGCCGAGAUUGUGAGCUCUCAAAUGAGUGUUAAGGGAGUUGACGAGAGUUCGCGUGAGGAUCUCUCGGCUGCUCGGGUCGCACGAUGA